Molecule: messenger RNA, 1545 nt
Organism: Neoarthrinium moseri
Lineage: Eukaryota; Fungi; Ascomycota; Sordariomycetes; Amphisphaeriales; Apiosporaceae
Exons: 4
Coding region: 1-1545 (514 amino acids)
Source: RefSeq, a predicted model, not a curated record
AUGGCAGGUUUCGAGUUCGUGAACGUGACCGAUCCUAAAGAGGUCAAGAAGCACUCAUCGAAGAUUCGACGUCAUGUAAUGAAGGACAUAGGCAAGGCCCGGCGCAAACCCAAGCCUCGGGAUCGACGCCAGACCAAGAUCAUCGACGAGCAGCCUAAAAUAGGAGAGGAAGACGACAGCAGACCGGCUGAUCGGGCCGAAGACGAGGUUGAGAAAGACUUGCGGUCGUACAUACAUAAAAUGACGACAGCGGGAGUGAGGAACGACGGCCAUAUCAGCCAGAUGGUAUACCCAUUCGAGAUGACCGAAGACAGGAUCCAGCUAGCGCGGUAUAUGAUUGAAGAAGCUCGGCAUGUGUAUAGGCCGUUUCGCUUCGCGUGGCUUUCUGUGGGCCUCACAGAUGCGGCUUCGUGGAACAUUACGCUGGCAAACGCUGCGCUAUUCAGGAGCCGAGGUCUCGGGGCCGAAGUUACUGAAUACACAGAGAGUCAAGAGGCAUUAAAGUACUACACUCUAUCGCUAGAAUCUAUAUCCAAGCGGUUACAGGACCCGGAGGAGGUUGGCAGCGAAGGACUCGUCAUUGCCGUGACUGGAUUCAUAUGUCAUGAUAACUCAGUCGGUAACUUCGAGCGGAUGAAUGACCAUCUCAAGGGCCUCAAGCACAUCGUGGAGAAAAGGGGUGGACUUGAGAAGCUAAGCAGCCCCUUUCUGCGGCUGAUGAUUUCAUGGCAUGAUCUUUGCGCGGCCACCUAUCUCAAUGCCAGCCCGUACUUCAAAGUGCCCGAGGGUUCCCUGACCGAGAUCGACACUGGCGAUGACACCAUGUACCUUGAUGUCCUACUCCGGGACUGGGACUUUCAGUGUCCGUCCCUGGGCGACAUCAUGUGCGCCCUCAAGGCCACAGCCAAGGUGGCUAUCUACGUCAACAGACAUGGCCACGAGCCGAACUUCUGGAAGGACGACGUCACGAUCGCACGACUAUUGGGCCCGGCAUCCCACGAAAUUCUGACCCUGGAAGGGCGGCCGCUCCCGAGCGACUCGGCAGACCCUGAAUACUCAGGAAUCGCGGCUCGGGAGGCUUUCCGGCGCGCGGCGCUGAUCUUCCUCGCCGACGUCAAGAUUCGCUGCCUGGCCGGGGCCCGGGAGCUGCCCCGCCACCUCGACGCCUUCCGGCAGAUCUCGCGGCUGCCGCUGGUGAACUGGACCGUGGUGCCCGAGCUCAACCUGUGGGCGCACGUUGUCGCCGCCAUCCAGGAGGAUAGCGACGAGCGGGCCUGGCACGUGGCGGUUAUAAGCGGCAUCAUGGACGCCCUCGGGCUGGAGACGGGAUCGCAGGCGCUGGAUGUGGCCAGGGGAGUCAUUUGGGCCGAGUCCAUCAUGGGCGAGAAGGCACAGGCGCUUUCUGACCAUAUUGACUCGCACCGCAGGUUGAAUGUGCUGUCGCAGCAUCUUCAGGAUGUGCCGUUAGACCCGCUACUUGAGGAUUUUGAUUUCGCGCAGCUCGCCAGCCUAGAGGCUUCUCAACUAGGCCCGACUCAAAGUUAG